This is a messenger RNA of Manihot esculenta (cassava), 1002 nucleotides long. Its product is annotated as RING-H2 finger protein ATL8. The transcript has a single exon. The record is from RefSeq and is a predicted model, not a curated record. Lineage: Eukaryota; Viridiplantae; Streptophyta; Magnoliopsida; Malpighiales; Euphorbiaceae. Bases 77 to 667 code for a protein of 196 amino acids.
AAUCAUACUAAUAAACACUUUACGCACACUGUCACGCGCUGUGAAACAGCAAGGCAAUUUCACCCUCUCGCUUCAAAUGACUCGUUGUUUCAGGUUUCUUCGCGCCGUAAACUCGUCGGCGAUCACCGGCGCUGCUACUUCGGACUCGCCGGAACAACCGGCUACUUUGGACUCAGAUUUCGUGGUGAUACUGGCUGCACUUCUAUGCGCUCUUAUAUGUGUUCUGGGACUCAUCGCCGUCGCCCGCUGCGCCUGGCUUAGAAGGCUUUCUUCCCCUACUAACUCCAGGGCUUCGGCUUCGGCUCGGUCUCAGCCUCCUCUUCAUUCAGCUGCAAACAAAGGUCUGAAGAAGAAGAUCCUUCACUCCCUCCCUAAACAGACCUUCUCUGCCAAUUCUGCAGCCAAAUUCACCGAUUGCGCAAUUUGUCUGACGGAAUUCACAAACGGAGACGAAAUCCGAGUGUUGCCUCAGUGCGGUCAUGGAUUCCACGUGAACUGUAUCGACAUGUGGCUAGGGUCCCACUCAUCCUGUCCAUCUUGCCGUCAAAUUUUGGUGGUAACCACGUGUCAGAAGUGUGGCGGUUUCCCGGCUAGUACGAGCGGCGGAGCUGGAACGGAGGCUAGAUUCAAGGAGCGAGCAGAUGAGGCCAAUAGGUUCUUGCCCUAGCCUUCUUAUCUCUCGUUGUGUGAUAGUAAUUAAGAUGCUUGACUAUUAGUCCAGGAACUAAAUUAGAUGGAGAGCAGCAAAUUAGGAUUAGAAAAGGAAGAAUGAAGCAUGGAUCCGACUAGAAAUUGUGUUUUGGCUUACGUACCUGUGUGUAUGUCAAUAUCUGUAAAAAUAAAAAAAAAAACAUUAGAAAAAUUACCCCAACAGAAAGAAAUAGUCAACCUUGGUUGUGUAAUUAUUUAGUGAUUAGGGUGUAAUUUAAAAUUUUAAUCUCUCUCACCCAGGAGUUGUGCUGGGUGCUAAUGUGCUGGGCAAUUUGUUUUUUACCCUUUUGC